UUUAUAACAUUCAAUAAAAAUAGUCUUUCUCCAAUACAGGGCUCGUACUGGGACCGGAACCACUUUCCAAGAAACAGAUGUGGUCCGUAAUAAUAAGGAUGGGGUGACACAGGAAGAGCAGAUGAUGGAGAGGAACAAGCGAUUGGAUGCAAUACAAAGGUAACCAGGCUUGGUUUAUUAUAGCUUUAAAGAAGCCUCGGCUGUGACCAGACUGGCUUCUGUUUUCUGUACAGACAUGGAGAAAUUGUUGAGUGAGGGAAUUGAUUUGUCACUUUUCUUUCGAAGAGGAAAGGAUAAGGAGGAAUAAAAAUCCGACAUGAUGAUCAUGGCUGUGCGCGGGGCGAACAGGAGGCGAUUUAUUGAAGCAUUAUAGAGCAGAAUGCCCUCAGGUCGUGAUUAUGGAAGUGAGAUGAGAUUGCUCUGGUUAUCGUGCGUGUUACAGGCUCGAUUGUGCGCCAGCCGCCGCAGUGACUGAACGCCUUUUCUGCUACCUGCUCGACGCCUGUUCGUGCUUAAAGACGAUGACUGCAUUCAUGGGAUGUAGCAGCAGCAGUUGGCACUAACAGGAACCCGUGUUAUCCCCCUGCUGGCUUCUGGACUGGCUGUUUUCCUGCAGCAGCAGCAGCACCACGGACAGCGACAAUGACUCGGCUCCGCAGAAAAGCUCUGGUGGCACUCUUCCUCUUCACGCUCUUCAUCUUCGGGACCAUGAUGGGGCUCAGGACGCUGAAGCCCAGCGACGGAUUCUCGGACCUGGCCCCCGGGAUGGACUUCACCGGGGAGAGAUCCGACAGGAGGAGGCUGGAUGUGAAAGACGUGAUGGUGUCGCCGGGCCAGUUCCACAUGGGCAGUAGCGACACUAAGGUGGUUUUCACCAAAUCGGACCGAGAAUACAGUAUUUUCUACGACGUGCACAUCUUUUACUAUCUGUGGUAUGGCUCUCCAAGCAUGGACAAUAAGUACAUCCACUGGGAUCAUGUCUUAGUGCCACACUGGGACCCUAAAAUUGCAGCCAGUCAUGCUCAAGGAAGGCACACACCUCCAGAAGACAUUGCCUCAAGUUUUUAUCCAGAACUGGGACCCUACAGCUCCAGGGACCCAAAGGUGCUGGAGUCACACAUGACCCAGAUAGAAGCAGCGGCAGCAGGGGUGCUAGUGUUGUCCUGGUAUCCUCCUGGGGUGGCAGACGACCACGGGGAGCCCACCGAGGACCUGGUUCCUGCUGUCAUGGACGCCGCCCACAGGCACAGCAUCAAGGUGGCCUUUCACAUACAGCCAUACAAAGGGCGGACGGACCAGAGCAUGCAUGACAACAUCAAAUAUAUUAUUGACAAGUAUGGAAAACAUGGCGCCUUCUACAGAUUCCGGUCCAGCACAGGGCGAGUCCUGCCUUUGUUCUAUAUAUAUGACUCCUACCUGACUCCACCAGAGUCCUGGGCAGAGCUCCUGACAGCUAAAGGCUCCCACACCAUCAGAGGCACACCAUAUGAUGGGGUUUUUGUUGCCCUCAUUGUUGAAGAGCGCCACAAACAUGACAUCCUAGCUAGCGGCUUUGAUGGCAUGUACACCUACUUUGCUUCCAACGGCUUCUCCUUUGGCUCUUCCCACCAGAACUGGAAAGCCAUCAAGGCCUUCUGCGAUUCAAACAAUCUGUUGUUCAUCCCCAGCGUUGGUCCAGGGUACGUGGACACAGCUGUUCGGCCGUGGAACAACCAUAACACGAGGAACCGGGUCAAUGGGCGUUACUAUGAGACGUCCCUGCAGGCAGCUCUAUCCGUCAGACCAGAAAUUGUCACCAUUACUUCCUUUAAUCAAUGGCACGAAGGCACACAGAUAGAGAAGGCGGUACCCAAGAAAACAGUGACCCGUUUGUACCUGGACUAUCAACCCAACCAACCAGAACACUACUUGGAGCUUACGCGCCAGUGGGCAGAGAACUUCAACAAGGAAAAGGAUAAGUGGCUGAUGUGAGCAUGGCUUUACUUAGCCUGGUUGAUGCCCUGAGCAUGACCAGAAAUGACAUUAAGUCAGCUCCUCUGUUGUAAGACAACAACUUUAUAGUCAUCCACCUACCCUGUUUCUCUCCAACUGAACACUCCUGAUGAGAUUUUCCCCAAAUGUUCACUCUACCCUUACUGUUUUUAAUCACUAACGUUUUUUGUACAGGAUUGAUAAUAUCACUAAUAUGUUGAAGCUACAAGGUCACAAUGAUGGACAGAUAAUCAUCAUUUCCUGAUAUGAUAACAACUUGGUUAAGUAUCUGUUUGCGACGUCAAGUGCGGCUAUGUACAGUAAAUCUCCUCUGUAGGAUUUUUUUCUUAUUUUCUUAUGAUAAAAGACUGUUCUUUCCUGUAUUUCC
Messenger RNA from Thunnus maccoyii (southern bluefin tuna), 2359 nucleotides. It is a transcript of the gene maneal, whose product is annotated as mannosidase endo-alpha like. The coding region runs from base 643 to 1971 and encodes 442 amino acids. The record is from RefSeq and is a predicted model, not a curated record. NCBI's taxonomy places the organism in Eukaryota, Metazoa, Chordata, Actinopteri, Scombriformes, Scombridae. The transcript has 4 exons. Gene Ontology annotation, molecular function: alpha-mannosidase activity. Gene Ontology annotation, cellular component: Golgi apparatus.